This is a messenger RNA of Liolophura sinensis, 1860 nucleotides long. RefSeq names its product tyrosine-protein kinase receptor TYRO3-like. The transcript has 15 exons. The coding region runs from base 1 to 1860 and encodes 619 amino acids. Gene Ontology annotation, molecular function: ATP binding; transmembrane receptor protein tyrosine kinase activity. Gene Ontology annotation, biological process: positive regulation of kinase activity; cell surface receptor protein tyrosine kinase signaling pathway; phagocytosis. The record is from RefSeq and is a predicted model, not a curated record. Gene Ontology annotation, cellular component: signaling receptor complex; plasma membrane. Lineage: Eukaryota; Metazoa; Mollusca; Polyplacophora; Chitonida; Chitonidae.
AUGCAAGGAAGACUUGAUCGCUUCCUGUUGUCAACAGAGCAGUCGACUCAGGUUGUGGUCAGACCAGAGAUGAGCACCCCAAAGCACAGAAUGGGAUGUCCGUCAACAACACAAGAGUUUUACAAUGGAGCCUGGUACCCACUCAAGGGCUACUUGACGCAGGGUAAUACGGAAUCUGUGAUGGACUCAGAAAAAGUAACUACGUGCGGAAUAAGUGAACCUGACAGCCUGCCAGCUGGAAAGUACUAUGCCAUUAUUGUACAGACGCUAGACAGUGGUGAGUUCAACUAUUCUGUAGAGUACUGCUGCAGUACCAAAGGAGACGCGGAUACGCCUGUAACGUUCCCGGCUUGGGACGGACCUUUCUAUCUGUUACCGUCUGACAGGAAAUGCCAGAAAGUUGAAGGAAUGGAUGUUAGAAGGCAGUUCCUUCUAUUCCGAGCCUCAGUUUUAUCCGGAUUUGUCGAAUCCUCUCCUGUCAACUUCACAAAUGUGAGAACAAACGCUAAUAAAUCAACCAUAACAUUUGAUGUCUGCAAAUACCAGCCAUCGAGUCACGUUGCCAAUGCCCCAGGUUCAGAAAAGUCUAAGCUGGAGAUCGGAUCAUUAUUAAAAAUGGCUCUGGAUAUGGACGCUCAGCUAGCGAUUUAUGACCGUCUGAUCCAUCCAGAUAAAAUGGAAACUUUGGGGCAAAUUGGAAAAGGUGCAUUUGGAACGGUGUAUCAGGGACGAUACAGACCUGAUAAUAACCCCCUUCACGCCCAAUAUGUAGCCAUCAAAAACAUCAAAGAGAGCUGCACUUACCCUGAGAUCAAAGCAUUCAUGGAAGAAGCCAUAGUGAUGGCGGGUUUCCGACACGCAAAUGUGCUGACAAUGAUCGGUGUGUGUGUCCACCCCAUUACCCACAUACCCACUCUCAUCCUACCCUUCAUGGAGCACGGAGAUCUGCAGAAAUACCUGAGAAAGUUCAGAUAUGAGGACGACUUAAAAAAUAUGACACCCGAACUUCACCAGUUGUUGUCCUUCUGUCUGCACAUUGCCAGAGGAAUGACCUAUCUGUCAGACAUGAAGUUUGUCCACAGGGAUCUGGCCGCCAGAAACUGCAUGUUGGACAGUAACAUGGUGGUAAGGGUGGCGGACUUCGGCUUGACCAGAGACAUUUACUCUGACAGUUACUAUCGUCAGGACAAGAACAAGUUACUGCCCAUCAAAUGGAUGGCUCUUGAAAGUUUACGAGACCGUGUGUUUAACUUCCAAACUGAUGUGUGGUCGUUUGGCGUGACGGUGUGGGAGAUCUUCACCUUGGGAAAGGUACCUUACCCAGAGCUGGAGAACAUCCAGGUACUUCCGGAACUGGAAAGAGGUCAGAGACUUCCCAAACCGGACACCUGUCCGGUUGCUGUUCACGAUAUGGUUCUCAAGUGCUGGCUGGAAAAUCCAAAAGAAAGGCCCAGUUUUGUGGACAUAGUCAAGUCUAUUGAAGCAAACCUGGGUGAAAUGAGUGAAUAUCUGGACUUGGACAAAGGAUCGGAAAAUACCACUGGUGUCACUGACGGAAUUGUUUCUUCACAUCAGGAAUUGGCUGAGAUCAGCAACUUAACCGCUCGUGCAAAAAUGGGUUACGAUGAUUACAGAGAGCCAAGACUUGAUUUUAAACUAUUCCACACGCCGAAAUUUAACACACGCCUGUCUCACAUUACUAUACAGAGGGACUCCCCUGGCGCUAUCUGUGGUGAUAUUGGAGGAGAUUCCAUGAGGGUUCUCUACUAUUUCGCUCUACCCGUUAGCCUGAUCGUCGUUGCAUAUCAGUGGACUAAUAUGGAAGACGGCUAUAAACAGGAUGCAAUCGGCCUUGACUAA